GCCAAAUUGCUGAUGAUAGCUGAGGUCUUAAAUCAUCCUAAGCCUUUGUAUCCAUUUUACCUAUUUGACUUAACUUGUUUAUUUAUUCUCCUAAGGCUUCCCCCUUCUUCCCUGCCUUCUCCUUAUCUCAAAUACCUCAUUUUUGCAAAGCCAAUUUUCUUUCUGUGUUUGCCUCUAUUGAAGCUUUAAAAAUAUGAGUAACAUAAGGUUGGUAGAAGCCAAGUUGCCAGCAGGGUUCAGGUUCCAUCCUAGAGAUGAAGAGCUUGUUUGUGAUUAUUUGAUGAGGAAGGUGGCUUUAACUGAUACCUUCCAACUCAUGAUUGAAGUUGAUCUCAAUAAGUGCGAGCCCUGGGAUAUUCCUGAAACGGCUCGGGUGAAUAGCAAGGAAUGGUAUUUUUACAGCCAAAGAGAUCGAAAAUAUGCAACAGGAUUGCGAACAAAUAGGGCAACAACGUCAGGGUACUGGAAGGCCACUGGGAAAGAUAAGGCUGUCCAUAGCAAAGGCACCAUUGUUGGGAUGAGGAAAACCUUGGUGUUCUACCAUGGUAGGGCUCCCAAAGGAACUAAAUCUGAUUGGGUCAUGCAUGAAUUCAGGCUUCAACCAACCUCCAACGUCUCCACUUUGAAGGAAGAUUGGGUUUUAUGUCGAAUGUUACACAAAACCAAGGAAAUUAGUAAAAACCCUAGUAUCAUGGGAAGCAGUUAUGAUGACAUAGGUUCUUCACCUCUUCCACCAUUGAUGGAUUCUUUCAUCAGUUUUCAUCAACCAAAUCUAGAUGAUAAGUAUGAGCAGCAAGUGCGAUUCUCCAAUUUGUCCCCAAACCAAAGGAACACUAUUUUCACCAAUAUGGACCCAAAUAUGACGACAAAAACACAAACAGCUGUUGGACAAAUAACCAUCAAUGUGGCAUGCUUAGACUCUUUCCCUUGUGACAAAAAAGUGAUCAAAGCUGUGCUGAAUCAUCUUAGCAAGAUGGAUACCUAUCUUAAUGUGAAGGAAUCAUUGAGCUUUGGAGAAGGAAGUUCAGAUCAGAGUUAUUUAUCUAAAGUUUGGAAUUAAUGCCUAAACUACAUGGUCAUGGUUGUAUAAAGUUAAAUUACAAACUUAGGGCAUAUCUUUUUCCCAUUAAAGCAUCAUGCACUUGUUUCAUAAUACUUUAAUAACUGGAAAAUUGUAAAUGAUUUCAUGUGGAGUACGAUUUUUUUUUAAUUUCACUUAAUUUCAUUAUCUUCAA
Gossypium raimondii (Peruvian cotton) is the source of this 1235-nucleotide messenger RNA. RefSeq names its product NAC domain-containing protein 21/22. The record is from RefSeq and is a predicted model, not a curated record. Gene Ontology annotation, biological process: regulation of DNA-templated transcription. Lineage: Eukaryota; Viridiplantae; Streptophyta; Magnoliopsida; Malvales; Malvaceae. Gene Ontology annotation, molecular function: DNA binding.